AUGGAGACUACUCCAUUUCCCAACAGCUUCGGCAGUGGCCAUUUCGGCGAUGGCAGCAUUGAAGAUUUUACGGCCAAUGAAGAUCGUCCCCAAGGACACAAAAGAAGUUCGUCAGGUGGCAUACUUUCCAAGUUGUCAUUUCUACGAGCCAGUGCCGACGAUAACCAGAGUCACACAGACCUGACUCCACAAAGUCCUGAGUCCAUACCUGGUGAUGACCGGACAUCGCCCAAGAAAAGUAGCCGAGCAAUGGCAGUUGCAGUUCAGCAACAGAAGACAAGAAGAAGAAAAGGAUCCCUGAGAAAAGCCGCAUUACUUGGGCGAGGUGCACAACGAGAGAAGAAAGAGGUCAGACCAUCCCCUCCUGAGACUGCCCAUCAUGCCAAUUACCAUGGAAAUGCUCCACCAAAUUCGGCUUCUGCAAAGGAACUGUUACCUACCGCCUUCGCAUCAGGUGUUUCGGAGGCAACACCUCGUCCUUCAAUGCAAGGAUACGCUACUGGUGCCAGUCGUAUUCUAACUCCCAUCAAUACACAUCCGUUGGGUACAGAGGAUCAAUUGGUCAUCUCACCUACGUCGGCGGCGGCAUAUACCUCUACUACCGACGAGGAAGAUAUCCUCAGUAUUUCAAGCCAUAAUCCCCCUCCACUUCGAGGAGGACCUUCAGCCUCAUUGAGGUCCGACUCGUAUUUCCCUUCUGGCCUCUUGGCUAGGUCCCGCCCAUCCAAAAAACCCAAAUCACCUUUGUCCAUUGGAGGGCUUGCCGCCAGUCCUCUGCCUGUGGCGGAUGAGGAGUGGGACUAUUCAGAAACAGAGUGGUGGGGAUGGGUAGUGCUCAUUGUAACAUGGGUUGUUUUCGUGACAGGUAUGGGUUCCUGUCUAGGCGUUUGGAGUUGGGCGUGGGAUGUUGGAGAAACUCCCUACGCGCCGCCCGAGUUAGAAGAUGAUCCGACGCUACCCAUCGUGGGCUAUUAUCCUGCGUUAAUCAUCCUGACGGCUGUGAUGGCUUGGGUAUGGGUUGUUGUAGCAUGGGUUGGGAUGAAGUAUUUUCGGCAUGCCAAGAUCAGUGGUGAUUGA
Molecule: messenger RNA, 1077 nt
Organism: Amorphotheca resinae ATCC 22711
Lineage: Eukaryota; Fungi; Ascomycota; Leotiomycetes; Helotiales; Amorphothecaceae
Exons: 1
Coding region: 1-1077 (358 amino acids)
Source: RefSeq, a predicted model, not a curated record